Orbilia oligospora ATCC 24927 is the source of this 699-nucleotide messenger RNA. RefSeq lists its product as uncharacterized. The coding region runs from base 1 to 699 and encodes 232 amino acids. NCBI's taxonomy places the organism in Eukaryota, Fungi, Ascomycota, Orbiliomycetes, Orbiliales, Orbiliaceae. The record is from RefSeq and is a predicted model, not a curated record. Gene Ontology annotation, biological process: transcription by RNA polymerase II. The transcript is spliced from 2 exons. Gene Ontology annotation, molecular function: transcription coactivator activity. Gene Ontology annotation, cellular component: nucleus.
AUGGGUGGUAAACCAAAGGCAGAGAACCCCAAAAAGGCCGCCGGCAAUGCCCGGAAAGCCGAGGCCGCUGCUGGGAAGCAGGCUAAAGCUGAUGCUGUCAAGUCUGCAAAGGAAGAUGCUGAGUGGGCGGAAGGUUCGAAGGAUGGUUCGAAGAAACAAGCAGCCGAAGCCAAAAAGCGUGAAGCCGCCGCCAAAAAGGCCGCCCGAGACGCCGAACUCGCCGAAGAAACUGCCGCCUUGAAGACUACAAAGACAAACCCCAAAGCCGGUGCCAAAGGGAAAGCCGCACCAGCCUCUCGCAGCGGCGGUCUAGACGCUGCUCUAGCAGGUUUCGAUGAACCUGGAUCGUCAAAAUCCGCUGUCCUUAACGCCUCAGGUAUUGACAACGCACUCGACGCCCUCUCGCUCACCUCUGGUGCCGCUUCUUCGGCCUCUAUCGACCGUCAUCCCGAACGUCGCUUCAAAGCUGCGUAUGCGGCAUAUGAAGAACGUAGAAUGGCGGAAGGAAAGGCUAAUGGAGAAUGGGAUGGUCUCAGGCAGAAUCAAGUCAAAGACAGGAUUCGCAAGGAAUUCGAGAAGAGUGAAGAGAAUCCCUUCAAUCAAGCGAGUGUUAGCUUUGAUGCUAGCCGAGAUGAGGUGAGGGCUGUAAGGGAUCGUGAGGCCGGGAAGAUCGAGAAGAGAUUGGGGGAUAGGAGUUAA